UAAGUAAAUUGCGUCGUGCGUCACACCCGGUCACUAAAAAUGGCGUCUAAGCGUCCCUUUACCGAAGAGGAGUUUUCUUGUCCGGUGUGCCGCGAUGUCUUCACGCAUCCCGUAGUGCUUACCUGUGGGCACAGCUUCUGCAGAGGGUGUAUUGAGGAGUUCUGGAACUUUAACAAAACGAGAAGGUGUCCGGUUUGCCGACAAACUACAGAAAGAGAGCCAUCCCUUAACUUCACCCUCAGAAACCUGUGCCAGUCGUUUGUGAACCACAGAAGGUUUCUGGAGGAGCACUGUGAGGUUCACCAGCUGAGGAAGACUCUGGUUUGCUGUGAAGACGAGCAGCUGAUGUGCGAAGGCUGUAGAGACACCGAAAAACACAAAAACCACACAUACCGUUCAGUGCAAGAGGUCGCAAGGGAACGCAAGGAAGCUCUUCGAUCACAGCUUGAUUUAUUCACAAAUCAAAGGAAACAUUUGCAGGAUGCCAAAGCUGAGUUAAAUUACAAUUCUGACGACCUUUUGAAUAAGGCCAAUUUCAUUGCGAGAAUGAUCACGGAGCGAUUUAAACAUCUUCAUAAACUUCUCGAUGAAGAAAAAAAUCGCUUGCAUGAUGAACUCAAACUGGAAUUAGAAGAAAAGGACCAGAGGAUCGAAGAGAAGGUUCAGCAGAUGCAGAGCGACAUCGUUUCCUUGUCUAGCAAAAUCGUAAACUUCAGAACAGUUUUAGAAUGUGGAGACAUUGACAUUGUUAACAGAUUUAAAGAAACCGUCAGAAAAGUACCCCAGUGGCAGCCUCAGAAUACAGACUCAACAGAACUCAUCGACUCUGCCAAGUACAUUGGCAACAUUAAUUUCAAUGUUUGGAAGAAAAUGAGAAGCCUUGCUCAUUACAGUCCUGUGUUGCUCGACAGAAACACAGCAAACUCUAAACUUUGUAUCGAAAUUGAUCUGGAUGGUGUUAGGAUGAGACCAGAUUGGACGGAGGAAGAAAUUCAGAGAGAGCAGCUUCACAGAAACCCAGAGAGAUUCGAUCACUGUCCCUGUGUGUUGGGCUCUGUGGGAUUUACCACAGGGAUGCACAAAUGGGACGUUGAUGUCAAGGACAACACAUCUUGGAUGGUGGGUAUCGCCAUAGAGUCUGUCCAAAGAAAAGCUACCAGCGGCAUCCCGGCUGGAGUCUGGUGUAUCGGACGAGAAGGUCAAGUACUUAGCAUUACGGAUCCUCAGAAGUCCCAAGUCCCACUGUGUGGAUUUGAGAUGCCCAAAAUAUUGAGGGUGACUGUGAACUUGGAUGAAGGACGACUGUCGUUCUCCGAUAUUGAGUGUAAGACUGUUUAUCACACCUUCACACACAGUUUCACUGAGAAGGUCUUUCCUUUUUUCUGCACAGAAAGUUGUGACCCGUCUAUCACUAUACUGCCCGAACGCCAAUCUGAAGACCUCUAGAAAGUUCCAUUUCUAUGGAAGAUUGUUUCCGUCACAGAAUAAAAAGGUGAAAAUUG
This is a messenger RNA of Danio rerio (zebrafish), 1502 nucleotides long. NCBI's taxonomy places the organism in Eukaryota, Metazoa, Chordata, Actinopteri, Cypriniformes, Danionidae. The record is from RefSeq and is a predicted model, not a curated record.